AUGGAUAAGCAUGAACGCCCCUACACGUGCAAAGAUUGGGAGCAGGUCUUCACUUACAGCGGCUACCUUUCACGCCACCAGCGUGAGGUUCAUAAGAAUAAUAAAAUGGGGUCACCGAUAACGUGUCCCCACGGAGGCCGUGACCGUAGCGUUGGGAACGGAUCAACGCGGCGGGCGAGCAUACAAGAACACCUACGCCGACGCCACGUGCCGGACACAAAUGCUAAAGCUGGCCUUCGUGUUGAAGUGAGCCAAUUGCGUCGGGAGGCUCUUGAGAAGGGACGUCGCAUAGAGGAGCUGGAACGCCGCUAUGGUGGCCGGAGGGUAUAA
This is a messenger RNA of Penicillium chermesinum, 330 nucleotides long. RefSeq lists its product as uncharacterized. NCBI's taxonomy places the organism in Eukaryota, Fungi, Ascomycota, Eurotiomycetes, Eurotiales, Aspergillaceae. The transcript has a single exon. Bases 1 to 330 code for a protein of 109 amino acids. The record is from RefSeq and is a predicted model, not a curated record.